Molecule: messenger RNA, 2487 nt
Organism: Didymella exigua CBS 183.55
Lineage: Eukaryota; Fungi; Ascomycota; Dothideomycetes; Pleosporales; Didymellaceae
Product: glycoside hydrolase family 2 protein
Exons: 1
Coding region: 1-2487 (828 amino acids)
Biological process (GO): carbohydrate metabolic process
Molecular function (GO): hydrolase activity, hydrolyzing O-glycosyl compounds
Source: RefSeq, a predicted model, not a curated record
AUGGCUACUCUGAUUGAUAAUGGUAUCUACAAUGAGACUUCACUCUUCUUCUCAGACAACCUUCAGGAUGUCGACAUCACGCAAUUUCGCGUACCGUGGUUCUACCGUACUAUAUUCGAGGCUCAGGAGAACAAUGGUACCUUCACACAGCUGUUCACGAAUGGCAUCUCAUCGAGAGCGGACAUCUUUCUCAACAGGCAAUAUCUUGGAGGCACCAUUGGCGCAUAUGCUGGAUCUGAGAUUGACAUCACAUCCAAAUUGCAAGCCGGGAAGAACGUACUGCUUGUGAAGGUGUACCCCACGGACUACAAUCACGACUUUGCGCUUGGCUUUGUGGACUGGAAUCCUUACCCGCCAGACAACGGGACUGGCAUCUGGCGGGAUGUCCAAAUCAAGACAAGCGGCCAGAUCAGUAUCGGAAAGCCCCGCGUACGAACAAACUUGGAUGGCGACGUGGACUUCUCGAUCAACAUCAGGAACUUGGGCACCAUGAAGGUCAAAGGUAGAGUCCAGUGUGCUGUAACGGACCCGAACGGCAAACAGCUAGGUAGACCGCGAACGUCCUUCGAAGCAGAUAGCGGCAAGUCGAAUCUGGUAGCUCUACAUCUCAAGGUCGACAGCCCGAAGGUAUGGUACCCAUCACAGUGGGGUGGCCAGCCACUCUACAGCGUACAGUGCACUGCGACGAACAAUAGCAACUCCAACGUUGCAGCGGUGUAUGACCAGACGCCAAAGACAAAGUUCGGUAUACGCACUGUGACCUCUCAUCUUAACUCUUACAACGAUACUAUGUUUUCAGUCAACGACCAGCCGUUCCAAGUCAUCGGUGCCGGGUACACGUCUGACAUCUUUCUACGAUUUGACGCUGAGAAGCUGCGUGCGCAACUUCAAUACGGUUUGGACAUGGGUCUAAAUACCGUUCGUCUUGAAGGCAAGCAAGAACACUCUGAGUUGUACGACCUCGCAGAUGAGAUGGGUAUUAUGCUUCUGCCAGGCUGGGAGUGCUGCGACAAGUGGGAGGCUUGGGCCUACAAUGAAGAGAAGAGCGGCGAAGAGUGGAACGACGAAGACUACGAUACUGCUGCUAAAUCGAUGGCACAUGAAGCAAAUAUGAUGCAGAACCAUCCCAGCGUGCUCGGCUUCCUGAUUGGAAGCGACUAUUGGCCUGACAAUAGAGCCACUGAUUUGUACGUCAACACACUCGGAGGCUACAACUGGACGACUCCCAUCAUAGCUUCUGCUUCUCAAAACGGGUAUUCAGAGCGACUUGGCAAUGGUGGUAUGAAGAUGACGGGUCCGUACGAUUGGGUUCCCCCCAACUAUUGGUUCGACACCAACAACGGUAGCAACACGCAUCUAGGUGCAGCGUUUGGCUUUGGAUCUGAGCUUGGUGCUGGAGUCGGUACACCAGAACAGGGCAGCCUGAUCAAGUUCCUCAACGCUUCAGAUCUUGAUGAUCUUUGGCGGGACCCCAAUAAAGGUCUCUACCACAUGAGUACCGACGUCUCCUCCUUCUACACGCGUUCCGUCUACAACGAAGCCCUCUCCAAGCGCUACGGAGCACCCACAAGCCUCGAUGACUACAUCUUCAAAUCACAGAUGGCAGACUAUGAAGCCACACGCGCCCAGUUUGAAGCAUACCUUUCGCGCUGGAAAGCCGAUCGUCCUGCAUCUGGACUGAUCUACUGGAUGUUCAACAACGCGUGGCCAAGCUUGCACUGGAAUCUCUUCGAUUAUUAUCUCCACCCCAGCGGUAGCUACUUCGGCACCAAAGCCGCACUCGGCAACCUCGAAUCCGUCGUCUUCGACUACAAUUCCCAAGACGUAUACUACACUGACCGUGCUCUGUCGGUCUCCACCCCCAAAACCCGCCGACUGUCCAUCGAAAUCAUAGACCUCGCCGGCAAUAAGAUCUACCAGGGCCUGAACGCUCAACAUGCGAACCUAACCGCAGAGCCCAAUACAAGCAACCUCGUCACCCACAUUGAUGCACUGCACAACAUAUCCUCUGUCGUUCUAUUACGCUUGACUCUCACUUCUCUAGACCAAGAAGAGCCACUAAGUCGCACCACCUACUGGCUCGGCCCCGAAAUCGAUACCCUAGACUGGGACAACUCAACGUGGUACCAUACACCCGUCUCUUCUUUCACAGAUCUGACCGCCCUGACAACAAUGGACGAGGCGAAGAUCUUAGUCCGCGGUAAAGGGAAGAGCGUGCAAGUUGAGAACACAAGUGACGUGCCGGCUGUAUUUAUUAGGCUCAAUCUUGUCAGUGCACAGGGCGAGGAUGUGGUUCCGGUGAUGUGGGAGACUAACUACAUCACCCUCUGGCCCAGAGAAUCGUACGAUAUUGCAGUAGACGCGGGUUCGGACUGGGAUGUAAAUGAUUUGCGGGUCGUGAUUGACGGCAGAAACGUUAAGAAGAGGACGGUGAGAUUGAACGGGGGAACGCAGGUCUUGCCUGGCGACAGCUUUAGAGCGCAUUGA